Ziziphus jujuba (common jujube) is the source of this 2344-nucleotide messenger RNA. Its product is annotated as SMR domain-containing protein At5g58720. The transcript is spliced from 11 exons. Bases 373 to 1947 code for a protein of 524 amino acids. Lineage: Eukaryota; Viridiplantae; Streptophyta; Magnoliopsida; Rosales; Rhamnaceae. The record is from RefSeq and is a predicted model, not a curated record.
AAAUUAAGGAAAAAAAAAAUGUAAAAAUAAACGCAAAAAAGAAUGCCUCUGAGAGAGAGAGAGAGAGAGAGAGAGAGAGAGUACCUGACGUUCUCAAAAAUCUGAACCAACGACUCGCCGACCACCUCUUUUCCUUUUCGGAAAACCUCCCCCAUAAGAUUUCCAAAAUUCCUAUUUAAGUCGCCCCCAUCAUUUUUUUUCCCUCUAAUUUUCCGCUUCAUCAUCCACUCUUUUCCCUCCAAACUAGGAUUUUCUUAUUUCUUUCUCCUAAUUUUUUCCCUUUUUUUUUUUUGAUCUUUUUUGUAAUUUUGGAAGAGCGAGAAUCUCUGAUCCCGACCGGCAAAUCUCUAAUCUCUGGCCACAGGCGAAGCCAUGAAGCACAACGCAGCCAGGAAGAAGAAGAAGAAGAGCUCAAAGCCUCCUCCUCCUCCUCCACCAGCACCACCACAACCACCAUCGAAGCAAGUCCAAGUCCAGAAAGGGGACGACGAAGAGCAGAAGCUGGUGGUCAAAGCGUUGACUGGAGCUUUCUCUUCGGCUUCUUUAGACGACUCUAUCUCCGCCUAUCGCCAAGCCCAUGGAGAUCCUGACAGAGCUGCGAUGAUCCUGGACCGAGCUUUGCUUGACAAUGCCGACGACCCUUCUACCAGUUCUUCUUCUUCGUCGUCGUCGUCAAGUGGGGUUUCGUCGUGUUCGGGUUUCGGAUCCUCCUCCGACGGGUUUGUGGAGUCGGGUUGUAUUCAGAAUUUGGUGAACGAAAGGCGUUUCAAAGGGAGCAGCAACAACCAGAAGAAGGUGAUUGCUGCUACGGGUACCGUUUCGACUGUUUUAGGGAAGGAAUACGUGAUGUCGACUCCCAGAAAGGUUUCGAAGAUGAAGGGUUUGGGAAAUGGGAUUGCAGCCAGAGAGGAAGUUGAGCAGUUUCUCUGCUCUAUGCUUGGAGAUGAUUCCGGGUUGAGCUUUGCCGUUGUUCGAGAUGUACUUUGUCAGUGUGGAUAUGAUGUUGAAAAGGCCUUGAAUGUGUUGCUUGACUUAUCAUCUUCCCCAUACGAGCAGUCUGCCAGUGGAUCAAAUGAUAGUUUGAGCCAUAAAGAAGAUACUACAGACCCUUUGGACUAUUCUGACAUUCUAACAGAUAGAGCAUCUGAUUGCACUUCUCAUUCAUCUGAGUGCGAGCUACAGGAUAACAUAUGGUCUGUGGGCUGUAAUUGCAGGAAUUAUGCGAAGGCCCUUGCAAGUGCUGAUGCUCGUCCUACUAGUGCAAGUAGUAACGCAUCAAAUCUCUCUCAAAAGGUGUUGGAAUCUUUGUUUAACAUCCCAAAGAGUCCUGAAUAUGAACCAAGCACCAUGGAUUGGAGGAAUGUUGCUAAGAAAUUGCAGUCAUUGGGACCCCAGUUUGAUGUUUAUCCAUCUAGUAAUGCAGAUCAGCAGCAGGAUGUUUAUGCAAAAGGAGAUGAGUAUCAUGCAUUUAGGAAAAACGCAACACAGCACUGGGAUUCAGUGAGAUCUUGCUAUCAGAAGGCUGCAACUGCACAUUCAAAGGGAUCACGGGAAUAUGCUGCUUACCUUUCCGACCAGGGGAGAGCACAUAAAAAGUUGGCACGAGAAGCUGAUGAGCAGGCCAGCAAGGAUAUAUUUAUAGCUAGAAACAAAGGCAUAGAAAAUGUGAUUACAAUUGAUUUGCAUGGGCAACAUGUUAAACAAGCAAUGGGCCUCCUAAAAAUGCACCUCCUAUUUGUAUCCUAUGUGCAAACGGUUCAGAUUCUCAGGGUUAUCACGGGAUGUGGGACACACGGUGUAGGCAAGUCAAAGCUGAAACAAUCGGUCAUUAAACUUCUGGAAAAGGAAGGUAUUGGAUGGAGUGAAGAGAAUCGUGGUGUGGUGCUUGUCAAGUUAGAUGGCAAGAAAGAAUUUAGCUUUCUGAAUGCUGAGAGUGACUCCGAGUAACCAUGUUUUGGUGUGUCUGCUCUUUGUGUUCACUUCUGAGUUCAAUGAGCAUCAUGCAUCAUGGAUGGUAUGCAAUAGGAGCAAUAAGUGCAGAGUCAUCCAUUAGUUUGAUGUAUGUUUUGUUGAAGCUUGUUGUUAAGAUCACAAUAGUACAUCUAGUGUAGCCUCACCACUCAUGUAAUUAGUAGUGUUAAAGGCUAGAUAUCCAAUAUGUGCAUGUGCAAAUACUCCUACGACAGACAGGCGAAACCUAGGUUAGUAUACAUGUAAAAAGCAGCAUGUAUCUAACUGUAAAAAAUUUUAAUGCAUAUUUAACUUGAUCAUGACUAUAUUACUGACAAUGAUGUAUGCACCAUGCAAAUGCAUUUGAUAGUUAUCUAUUUUCACCUUUGAAUGA